This is a messenger RNA of Oncorhynchus gorbuscha (pink salmon), 3264 nucleotides long. RefSeq names its product RNA-binding motif protein, X chromosome-like. The transcript is spliced from 10 exons. Gene Ontology annotation, biological process: positive regulation of mRNA splicing, via spliceosome. Lineage: Eukaryota; Metazoa; Chordata; Actinopteri; Salmoniformes; Salmonidae. The coding region runs from base 124 to 1281 and encodes 385 amino acids. Gene Ontology annotation, molecular function: RNA binding. Gene Ontology annotation, cellular component: spliceosomal complex. The record is from RefSeq and is a predicted model, not a curated record.
GGCAACUACUUCCGUGUGCGUGAUACCACGUGAUCAGUAUACGUUUACCUUCGACGUUUCGUAUUUUCCUGGAGGAGGCUUCGAGCGUGUCGUGAAAUUUUAAAAGCUUAAACCGACCCAAAUAUGGCAGAGGCUGACCGACCAGGGAAGCUCUUCAUCGGUGGCCUGGACACUGAAACUAACGAGAAGGCCCUUGAGAAGUACUUCAGCAAAUAUGGCAGAAUAGUAGAAGUUCUGUUGAUGAAAGACCGUGAAACGAACAAAUCAAGAGGUUUUGCUUUUGUGACCUUUGAGAGUCCAGCAGAUGCAAAGGAUGCUGCGCGCGAAAUGAAUGGGAAGUCACUUGAUGGUAAGCCAAUAAAGGUUGAACAAGCAACAAAACCUCAGUUUGAGUCAGCAGGCAGGCGCGGCCCACCCCCCAUGCGUGGCCGCGGUCCCCCGAGAGGUCCUAGAGGAUCUAGAGGAGCACCAAUGAGGGGUCCACCAUCCAGAGACUACUAUGAUAACGUAGGGAUUGUAGAACCCUUUUUCAAAGGGAUUUCGUCUAGAGGCCCUCCACCACUGAAAAGGGGACCUCCGAUUCGUAAUGGAGGCCCCCCACCCAAGAGACAUGCUCCUUCUCCAAUGGGCAGACCUUCCAUGUCUAGGGACAGGGACCCCUAUGGCCCACCCCCUCCCCGCAGGGACUCAAUGUCCAGAAGGGAUGAUUACCCAUCACCAAGAGAUGAAUAUUACAGCACAAAGGACAGCUAUUCUAGCCGGGAAUAUGUGAGUUCCAGGGAUACACGGGACUACGCACCAACGCCACGGGACUAUCCACCAAGGGAUUAUCCCCAAUCCAGUUCCCGUGAUGAAUAUGGGUCAAUGUCAAGGGGCUACAGUGAUGGUUAUGGUGGAGGCCGGGAACCCAAAAGCUAUAUGGAGCGCCCUAGUGCAGCCUCUUAUCGAGAGCCCUACGAUGGUUACGGUAACUCACGCAGCGCCCCACCCUCAAGGGGCCCCCAACCAUCCUACAAUGGCAGUGGCGGAAGCAGUCGCUAUGACGACUAUGGAAGCAGUUCCCGGGAUGGCUAUGGCAGUCGUGAAAGUUACCCCAGCAGUCGGAGUGAACCAUACCCUCCUAGCCGUGGUGAGCGAAUGGGUAAACAGGAGCGGGGGCCAGCACCCCCAAUCGAGAGAGGCUAUCCCCGUGAAGCGUACAGUGGCUCAAGUCGCGGGGCGCCCCGUGGUGGCCGCGGAGGCAGCAGAGUCGAUAGAGGAAUUGCCCGCAGCAGAUACUGAGAUGGAUAUGACAUCAGAGCGAUCGUUACACAAUGCCUGCUCAUUCACUACUUGUAUAGUGAGGGGAAAAAACUAGGGAUGUCAAAUUCCAUGGACAAGCUUAGGUUUUGAGCUGUUUAUCCUCAGCCUGUCAAUUUCUUUUUGUUUUAAGUGUUAAAAUUACUUGUUUUAUAUUUCCCCGGCCCAUGUGAUACCAUUGCCAAGUGAUGAGUGUUUAUUUUUUGUACAUUUAGUGCUGUUAUGUCCUGCUAUAGUCUUGGAUAUGGCUUUCAUACACUAAUAAAGUUUUUAACCAAAGAACUUUCGCAACGCUAAUGGAUGUUCAGAAAGAGACCAGAAACUGACAUGAAUGUACACUCAUAUCCCAGCGCACAUCUACAAGUUCUGUCCACUAGAGAUCAGUUGAGAUGCAGUUAACUGAAGCUUGUAGAUGACACUUAACAGUCCUGUACUUUCAGUCAACCAACCGGUUGUCUGAGGAUAAAGCAAAUGUGACCUUCCAAACUCUUCAUCGGUGUAGUUUUCUCUGGAUAUGGCUCCUUCACCAUAGAGCCAAACAAUGGUGGCUUGCAACGACCUAACCAAAGAAAGACCCCAACAACCAAACGCAAGAGUCUUUUCAACACGACUGAUAGUGUCAACAGCUGGUAAGCAAAGCAAACCUUUUUGUUUAUCGUCUGUGAAAUUAAUUUCAUGCCCAAUUAGUCUGCUCAAAUGGUUGGUGUGCGAGCCACUGGGUGCACCAGGAAAUGAAAUUAAACAAUGGCGUUCAAUUUAAAUUGUCAUAUUUCGUCAACCAAAUUCAUAUCAGCAACAUAAGGAGUUAUAUUUCGCUUGAUAAAUGAUGACUUUGCCACUAAACCUAGGUUAAGGGUCAACAGGUAACUUGUCAACAAUGUGCAGAAUCACGAGAUCACCUUUGCCGGAGACUUUUUCUUUUUCUCCAGCUUAAGUAUGGCAAAUUAGUUUAUUUUACUAAGGUGCAAUAUUCAUAAGGUGUUUUUAUGUACCAUGGAUUUAAUGUUCUUUUUUUAGUAAGUGGUGUAGUCAAAGCUCAUCUUGUCACAAGCAUGCCAACUCACAAAUGGAGACAACUCGGAAGACCAGCCAUGUCCUAACAACCAAACUGGGAAGUGAAUGGGAGCGAGAAAAUCACAUCGGACCAUUGACUUAUUUUCAAGGGAAACUGGCGGGUUGGGUUAUCAACUUUCUGUAAUACAAAAUCAAAUAAAUGGCAGGACAUUCAUUUAUAUUCUUGUUUCAGGUUGAGCUCUAAUGGAGCAAUCUCCUGGAACUAUUGCUGAUUCAAGCCUUCCUGUUGGUUGAUGUUGGACCAUCGCACAGCGAACCGAACAGGUACCUGUGCUGGCACCGCUCCCAAUUACAACUAAUAGUGGCAGGCGCCUGCAUGGAAACAGCCAACAUCAUUGGACACAAACCAGGCAGAGAAAUGAGACUCAAAAGGAAGGUCAUUCUAAUGUCUGGUCUAAAAAAAAAAAUACCUUCGAGCAGCGAAAAUUAUACUGUUCCCUAAAGCACAACCAUUCAUUGCUGGAGUUAAGCAACUUCAUUAAGAUGGUACACUAAAAUUGGAAUGCAGAUUCUGUUUGGUUUGCUGAGCCACAUUUGUGAUAGCCAGAUAUGGUGGAGCCCAUCAGAUAACACAAUUGUCUGUUUCCUGAUAUUGCAGUGGAAUUGGAAGCACACACAACCAUUGCUUAGAAUUCUCCAGUGUCUCCCAGGUGUGGACAGAAGAACAGUUAUUACAAAGAAUCGAAAGCAAAAUUAACCCGUGUAGUGUUUUCGUUAUUCACCUAAUGUCCGUGGGUCUGAUGGACAACAUUAUUGGGUUAAAACUAUACAGCCAUAACAAUGAACUUAGAUGUUGAAUCAAUUACACGUAAUAUAGACAGCAUACAUGGUUAAUAAUUGUUAUUUACCUCUGCUACAUCACAUUUAUCAAUAAAACUGCUGUUUUCUGUG